Mus pahari (shrew mouse) is the source of this 696-nucleotide messenger RNA. It is a transcript of the gene Mfap1, whose product is annotated as microfibril associated protein 1. The transcript is spliced from 4 exons. The coding region runs from base 1 to 675 and encodes 224 amino acids. Gene Ontology annotation, molecular function: RNA binding. Gene Ontology annotation, cellular component: U2-type spliceosomal complex. The record is from RefSeq and is a predicted model, not a curated record. Lineage: Eukaryota; Metazoa; Chordata; Mammalia; Rodentia; Muridae. Gene Ontology annotation, biological process: mRNA splicing, via spliceosome.
AUGUCGGUCCCAAGCGCACUCAUGAAGCAGCCGCCCAUCCAGUCUACGGCUGGGGCCGUCCCAGUUCGCAACGAGAAAGAGGACUAUGUAACACCCAUAACUCUAAUUCCAGAGGAUCUGAACCACUUUUCUGACUUUCUCAAACACCAAUCGAUCCUAUGUGGGGUCACCCAGGUGGCACUGGUUUUGAAGAUUGUAGAAGAAGAGACCAAGAAAGAGCUAGAGGAGAACAAGCGGUCCCUUGCCGCCCUGGAUGCGCUCAACACUGACGAUGAAAAUGAUGAGGANGAGUACGAGGCGUGGAAAGUCCGCGAGCUCAAAAGAAUCAAGCGGGAGAGAGAAGACCGAGAAGCGCUUGAAAAGGAGAAAGCAGAAAUUGAACGCAUGAGAAACCUGACUGAGGAAGAAAGGCGGGCAGAACUUCGGGCAAAUGGCAAAGUCAUUACCAACAAAGCUGUUAAAGGCAAAUACAAGUUUCUACAGAAGUAUUAUCACCGAGGUGCCUUCUUCAUGGUAAGUGCAAGGNGGGUCAGACAACUNGNCGCUAGGAAUAACUUAGAGGCACCUCUAAGGUGCAUGUGCAGACUAAGAUGUGGGCAACUAAGUUACCAAACAGAAGCCCCAGUACACACUUUACCUAGCAGGUUACUGUUUUGUGUUGGGUCACAUUUGUAGCUGACCNAGAGUAAAUACCAU